AUGCCGGGGAAAAUGUCUCCUCCGCCGCCCCACUACGGCUUCCUCCGGAACUGCACGUGCAUGCACCCCCGUAAGAAGAUGGGGAUGAUGCACAUGACCUUCUUCUGGGGCCACAACGCCGAGGUCCUCUUCGACCGGUGGCCAGGCACUGACCCCAAGAUGUAUGCCGUCUCUCUUGCCUUCGUCUUCGCCAUGGCUGAGCUCGUGGAGCUCCUCUCUUGCUGCAAGCUCGUCCGGCGAGCAGGUUCGGACUGUAAUUUCGCCGUGGGCAUCUUUCGGACGGUUCUCUACACGGUGUGCUGCGGGCUGAACUACAUGGUGAUGCUCGCCGUCAUGUCGUUCAACGACGGCAUCUUCCUCGCUACGGUUAGCGGCCACUCGCUAGGGUUUUUGGCCUUUGGCAGUCGGGUUUCUAAGAAGUCCAGCGGGGCGGGCUUCGUGAAGGAGUGAACUGAUCUUCCACCUAU
Molecule: messenger RNA, 467 nt
Organism: Rhodamnia argentea
Lineage: Eukaryota; Viridiplantae; Streptophyta; Magnoliopsida; Myrtales; Myrtaceae
Product: copper transporter 2-like
Exons: 1
Coding region: 1-450 (149 amino acids)
Biological process (GO): copper ion transmembrane transport; intracellular copper ion homeostasis
Cellular component (GO): plasma membrane
Molecular function (GO): copper ion transmembrane transporter activity
Source: RefSeq, a predicted model, not a curated record